Daldinia decipiens is the source of this 1464-nucleotide messenger RNA. Its product is annotated as cyclin-like protein. Gene Ontology annotation, biological process: regulation of cyclin-dependent protein serine/threonine kinase activity; regulation of transcription by RNA polymerase II. Gene Ontology annotation, molecular function: cyclin-dependent protein serine/threonine kinase regulator activity. The record is from RefSeq and is a predicted model, not a curated record. The transcript has 2 exons. The coding region runs from base 158 to 1216 and encodes 352 amino acids. Gene Ontology annotation, cellular component: nucleus; transcription factor TFIIK complex. Lineage: Eukaryota; Fungi; Ascomycota; Sordariomycetes; Xylariales; Hypoxylaceae.
GUCUUUACAACAUUGAAAGCUUCAACUAAUCAAAAGGAUAGUUCACAGCAACAGACUGCAAAUCGAGUAUCAUAUUCCCGCAUACUAAUUUUCUUUGAGUACAUAAUCCAAUACAGCUAAUCGAGUCUACCUCGCGACGUCGACACCAACUAUAAACAUGGCAACAGAGGAUGCUCGAUACAGACAGUCAAGCCAAUAUCGGCUGUGGUCCUUCACUCCGUCACAUCUCGCUACCCUUCGCGAGAAAACUAACACCCUCGCGCGAACUCACAUCUCCAAUCGUCUACGUGCCUCAGAUUCGCCUGUAGACCCUUUACCUAACUUUCUAACCCCCGACGAAGAAUAUACUAUCUUGAAUCACUUCACCCUCGAGCUACUGCGCGCCGCUCCUUAUUGCCAACUCCCGACCGAUAUCCAAGCGACCGCUGCCAUAUUUUUACGGCGCUUUUAUCUCACCAAUAGCGUAAUGACAUACCCGCCGCAGGAGCUUAUCAAGACCUGCAUAUUCUUUGGUUGCAAGGCUGAGGGUUACUUUAUACGUGUACAAAAGAUCGCAGAUACCUUUCCGAAUACGACCGGCGAGAUGAUUUUGGCUGCUGAAUACGUUCUGUGCCAGGGCAUACGUUUCGCAUUCGAUGUGAGACAUCCGUUUCGUGCCCUAGAAGGAACUGUUAUGGAGCUCAGAAGACUGGGCGACUUCGACCAGGACAGGAUAAAUCACGCGCAUAAACGAACGAGGGAUAUCUUGAAAUUUAGUCCACUGGUUACCGAUGCAUAUUUCCACUACACACCCAGUCAGAUUAUGUAUGCCGCGCUGGCAAUGGCUGAUGAGGAAUUGGUGCAGCGUAUGCUUCGAGAGGCGUUCGCGGGCCAAGGCGAAGAAGACAAAGCUAAAGUUUGGGGCGUAAUACAAAACUGCAAAGAAAUGCUAGAGAAGGAACCCCCAGAGAAGAUGGCUAGCUAUUGGACAGAUCCGGAAAGUACCAAAGCUAUUAAAGCUUUGCGGAGGAAGCUCAUCAAGUGUAGAGACCCUGAUAGAGCCGAUCUAGUCGCUCUACAGAAGGCGCGAAGAGAGGAGACCGUGCCGAAGGCGAAACCAAAGGUGGGCUCCGAUGCAGAUGAGAAGGUAUUUGGGAAUGGAAUCGGCGAAGGGCGAGACGCGAAAAGACGAAAAGUUGUUCCAGAAGGAGGUGACCCUUUUGGACCUCCCUUAUGAACAUGUCUAUGAGUACCAAAGGAACAAUCCCCUUUAUGUUCUAAGCACGGAAAUUGUUCGACUACCUAAGGUAUGCGCCCUAGUUUAUCCCGACCGACGGCUAUGGUAGUGAGAGCCUCUGAGAGAAAUGAUACUCUCAUUUCACGCUAGGAUAGAAUUCGGAAAGUUUGCUCUUAACAACUAUAGAGCGCAAUAGCAUCGCUGAGAGACAUCACUUAUAGUGUGUUGUUAUGAACUAAAGCCCGUUA